Molecule: messenger RNA, 234 nt
Organism: Caenorhabditis briggsae
Lineage: Eukaryota; Metazoa; Nematoda; Chromadorea; Rhabditida; Rhabditidae
Exons: 2
Coding region: 1-234 (77 amino acids)
Source: RefSeq, a predicted model, not a curated record
AUGAUCAGAUUCACUUCUACAAAUGCGUCUAGCCAUUGCAAAAAUACUGAAUUCUGCAAGUUCAUGGGAGAUAUGGAGGACAUAUUUGAGCAUGCUGGAGAGCACAGCCAAUGCUUCCACUUUUACUGCAAUCUGUGUCGCUUAUAUAAUUUGUCACAUGGAAAGCGGCAAAAGCUCAUCGGAACAAGCAUCGUUGCUGGUUGCCAAAAGCGUGAAUCGUUUGAGGGAUCGUGA